Molecule: messenger RNA, 9253 nt
Organism: Eleginops maclovinus (Patagonian blennie)
Lineage: Eukaryota; Metazoa; Chordata; Actinopteri; Perciformes; Eleginopidae
Product: serine/threonine-protein kinase WNK1-like
Exons: 28
Coding region: 657-6458 (1933 amino acids)
Biological process (GO): protein phosphorylation; monoatomic ion homeostasis; intracellular signal transduction
Cellular component (GO): cytosol; cytoplasm
Molecular function (GO): potassium channel inhibitor activity; ATP binding; protein serine/threonine kinase activity
Source: RefSeq, a predicted model, not a curated record
UUUCUUCUCAAUAUGUAGCAACUGCGCCGCUUGUUUGUAAGAGAGCCUCACAAAUCGUUACUUUGACAUUCACUAACUGGGUAAUUGCUCUACCUGACACUUAAGGACAUUGUACUUGUAUUCCCUUGUAUUUAUACAAAGACGGAUUAACGCUGUUAAGACCAUUUCAACGCCGAGGACCGUCAUUUGUGUUGUGGAUACGAUACUGAGUGAUACUGGACUGGAGUGUAUUCCGAGUGUCUGGCCUUCCUGCCCUUGGCUACAGUAGAAAGUUUGGUGCCUGUUGUGGGCUGUGCAUGUUUGUUCCUCACCAGUGAUUCCUUAUGCUUGAUAGAAGCUGCACCCUUACAGGAUGGAUGGUGUGGACUUAAAGAGACUUGUUUAUCAACAUCAGCACUCUGUGUUCUUCUGUGGUGUUCAAUCUUUUACCAUUUACAAGAGGACACCUCCCAUCCUUUACCCCCAAUCUCUGCACUAUAUUUAUAAAGACCGUCAAUAAAAAGACAGCUAAAGGUAGAAGUUGUAAGACUUUCUAUCUUUUUUCUUUUAAAGCUCAGACCCAUACUGCUUAUAUAGGCCUAUAUGGCGGACAUGGAAGUAUCUUUAUUGUAGUUAUUCAGUUAGUGUACCCCCUUACUUAUAGUGUGGGUGGUGGGAUGUCGGGAAAGCCAGACGACAAAAUGGUGAAGUUCCUGGUUCCCCCUCAGAAGAGUGGAAAUGGCCCCAGUUCUGGUUCAGAUUCGAUGGUGACUGAGGGCCGGCCAACAGAAGUGAGACGCCGGCAUCACACCAUGGAGCGUGAUCGUUGUAACCCUGAACACCGUUUCUUGCGCCGAAGUGUCAUCAGUGAUUCCAAUGCUACCGCAUUAGCCCUCCCUUUACCUAGCAAGAUCCCCAUCCCUGCACCUCAACGGGUUCAGCUACGAGAAGUCGCCCCACAGCGGCAACUGGCAGCUGCUGCUGCUCAUUUACUGCGUGCUGAACCAAGUCCAGCUCAAAAUGAGGAGUCUUUUGUUAGUGGAAAAGAAGGAGUACAAGAACAAGAAAUAACCAAGGUGGAUGCAGUGCCUUUGGAGCAGGAGCCUGUUGUUGUACAAGAUACCUGUGAUGGAGAGGUGGUGAUAGCAGCCCGCUCCGCACCAAGCUUAGGAUCAGAAUUGCCCAGACAAACCGAGCCUGAAAGCACGAGUGACGUGAAGGUACCACCUGAAGAAGAAGGGGAGGAAGAAGACAAGGAAUCUGCCAAGGCACGAGCAGAAGCAGAGCAGAGAGAAGCUGAGAAGAAAGUACAGGAUGACAUUGAAGAGGCAGAGACCAAAGCAGUGGGAACAUCACCAGAUGGACGCUUCCUAAAGUUUGAUAUAGAAAUUGGACGAGGCUCCUUCAAGACUGUCUACAAGGGCUUGGACACUGAGACCACAGUGGAGGUUGCUUGGUGUGAGCUACAGGAUCGUAAGCUUUCAAAGACGGAGAGACAGCGCUUUAAAGAGGAAGCGGGGAUGUUGAAGGGACUACAGCAUCCCAACAUUGUCCGUUUUUACGACUCCUGGGAGGGACCCUCCAAAGGCAGGAAGUGCAUUGUCCUGGUCACUGAACUCAUGACUUCUGGCACACUCAAAACAUAUCUGAAGCGGUUCAAGGUGAUGAAAAUUAAAGUGCUGCGGAGCUGGUGUAGACAAAUCCUCAAGGGCCUCCACUUCCUUCAUACUCGGGCUCCCCCGAUCAUCCACAGGGACCUGAAGUGCGACAAUAUUUUCAUCACAGGCCCAACAGGAUCUGUCAAGAUUGGAGACUUGGGACUGGCCACACUGAAGCGUGCAUCAUUUGCCAAGAGUGUUAUAGGUACCCCUGAGUUCAUGGCGCCUGAGAUGUAUGAGGAGAAGUACGACGAGUCAGUGGAUGUGUAUGCCUUUGGAAUGUGCAUGCUGGAGAUGGCCACCUCAGAGUACCCUUACUCAGAGUGCCAGAACGCAGCACAGAUCUACCGCAGAGUUACCAGCGGGGUGAAGCCAGGCAGCUUUGACAAGGUGGCCAUUCCUGAAGUGAAGGAGAUCAUCGAGGGAUGCAUUCGCCAGAACAAGGACGAGAGGUAUUCAAUCAAGGACCUCCUGAACCAUGCCUUCUUCCAGGAGGACACAGGGGUGCGUGUGGAGCUGGCAGAAGAAGAUGAUGGAGAGAUGGAGCUUAUUAAGCUGUGGCUAAGAAUUGAGGAUGUAAAGAAACUCAAGGGGAAGUACAAAGAUAACGAGGCCAUUGAGUUUUCUUUCGACCUCCUCAAGGACGUCUCAGAGGAUGUGGCUCAGGAAAUGGUUGAGUCUGGUUAUGUGUGCGAUGGUGAUCACAAGACAAUUGCGAAGGCCAUAAAGGACAGGGUGUCUCUAAUCAGUCGCAAGAGAGCGCAGCGGCAGCAGGUCAGAGAAAAUCAGGAGAAGAAAAGGAUAGAGGAAGAGCAGCAGGGUCCGUUACCUCCUGCUCAGCCACCAGGCCAGCUGCCGGGCACAGAGGUGCCUCAGUCCCAGCCCAUGCCACAGACCGCUCCGUAUGUCUCUCCACAACCAAACCAACACAGCACACAGAUGGCUGCCCAACCUGCAACUCAGCAGAGCCUUCAGAGCUCCAACUACAACACUCCUCAAUCUACUCAACUGGCCGGCAUGGCACAGGGUGUCCCUUAUAUCCCCCAAUCAACGGGGCAAGUCCCAGUUCAUGGUCAGAGUGUGACCUCCGUCCAGCCGGAGUCAGACGACCAUGAGGCUGACCAACACCAUCAACUGCAACACACUGCAGGAGCCGUUCACAUGGGAGACAGACUGUCCGGUUCCACCGUCCCCCCUGAGAUCCAGCCUCCUCAGUCUGGAAUAUCCUACAACACCCCCCCGAGUCAGCAUCUUCAGUCCCAGGCAUCGCACCCACAGACACAAAAUGACCAAACGCUUCAGCAGCCGUUGUCAGUGGUUCAAACCCAGAUGCCAGUGGUCCAACCUGAAGUUGUUCCUGUAGUUCCCAGCAGUCAGUCUGUUCCAGUGGCUCCUCAGCAGUACGGUGUUUACUACCAACCAUCGCUUCCCCCUCAGAUUCUGACCCAGCAAGUGGUGAUACCCCCAUCUUCUCAGACAUCCUCCCCCCAACAGCAGCACCAGCCAGAAAGCAGCACUACUCUCCCACAGGCACAGGCUGGAGCUCAGCAGCUACAGGCCCCUGUCAGUGUUCCUCAGUCAGCACCAGUGGAGCAGCCAGGAUCAUCCGCUCUUGUUCCUCCAUCCGUGGAAAGCUGCCUUUCCGAUGCAGCUUCAGGUCUUAGUGACGGCAAUGAUGGAGGCUCUACAUCAGGAGGCCGCCAUGAGGGCCGCUCACUGAAGCGGCACCAGCGGCGAUCAGUACGCAGUCGCUCCCGCCAUGAGAAGACGGGGAAAGCCAAGCUUAAUGUGCUCAGUAUCUCAAACGUGGGAGACAGAGUGGCAGAGUGCCAGCUGGAGACACACAACAGGAAGAUGGUGACCUUUAAAUUUGACCUUGAUGGUGAUAACCCAGAGGAGAUUGCACAGAUCAUGGUUGAGAGUGAAUUUAUUUUGGAGAGUGAGCGGGAGUCAUUCAUUGAGCAGGUCCGUGAAGUCAUAGAGAUGGCCGAUGAGAAAGGAGAGGGCAUGAAGGAAGGCUUCCCUCAGAUGAGUGAUCACCAGAAGCAGCCGGAGCUGUCUGUUCCUAUGCUGCCAGGCAUUUCCCCCAGCACUACAGCGCAGGUGGUGCAUUCAGCAGGUCGAAGGUUCAUAGUCAGCCCAGUGCCCGAGUCCCGUCUUAGAGAACAGUUUUUUGGCGACACUUCUGCUAAUACCUCCUUUGGAGAUGAACCAGGUCCCUCUCUGCCGCUGGGUCUUUCUCUGUCCGCUCCCUCUGGGACUCUGCAGCAGGCGUUCAGUAAGAUGAAGCAGGCUCGUAUAGAGAGAGGCAACACCCUGGAUCACUGUGCUACUGAGCAGGAACCAGCCCCCAUGCCGGCCCCUGAGACAGGACUUGGCCCCAGCUCUAAAAGUAUCCUUGCUCCUCCAGAGGCUCUAGCUACCAACGCUAGCUUUCCUGGCGGGCCUCUGACCUCCACUGCAACUCCCUCACCACCCACCUCAACUGGGAGGGUUUCCCCUCAACCUGCAGUCACUCAGUCCCAAAGCCCAGCCCCCUCCACCAGUGAUCCCAGUCCACCUCCUCAGUCGGCCCAUGAAGCAGCCCCCCCACAGCUUCCACCAGCUGCCAAUAUCCCUCCAACACCUUCCACCGUCUCUCCUCCAUCAGUGCAGACAUCCGUCCCUGUGGCCCCCGGGCCUCAGCUGGGCAGCGCCUUGGGCCAGUCUGUUGCCAGUGUUGCAUCAAGCAGCCCCGGCCCUGUCCCCGCUUCAGAGCAGCAGCCGUUUAGCGGCGCUGUUUCGUCCUCCCAGCCUGUGAAUUCGUCCAUCCCCGCAUCACAGCCUGUCCCCAUUUCUGCUCAGCUCCCCCCUCCCACCUCGGUGCCCGGCCAGACCCAGCCAGUGGAGUCAGAGGGAGCUGAUCUCCAGAACAAAACGGCGGGCAGAGAUGAUAUCCAAGCGCUGGAUAAAAAGCUCCGGUCCCUCUUCAAAGACCAGAGCUCUGCAUCAUUGGAUCAGAGCACCGGCACCUCCUCUCCUCCCACUGGGACUGCUUCCCCUCCGCCUGGAGCCGCCCUGGUGCCCCCAUCCAACCUCCCCCUCUCCUCUGGAGGGCAGAGUGUCCUGGGCCCCAACACCCCAGCAGGACAGACUCCUCCAACUAAGCCAAGGGCACAUACUUUACCUGCUGGUUUUGACCAAGCUGCUACACCUGCAUUUGAAAUUGUACCUCCAUUUCCUGGACCAAAUCAGAAACCCCUGGGUAAUUUAGAUGCCCAGUUGAGGAGAGCUCUGAGCCCGGAGACGGUUCAGGGAGGCAGCAGAGCGCAGCCCCCAGCAGCAGCUUUCACUCUGGGACGAUUCCAGGUGUCCGUUGCUGCUGAUGGUUCGUCCAGCAAUGCUCCUGGUCCCUCGAGCAUUGUUUCCUCUUCUUCCCUCACGCCAUCCUCUACCUCCUCCUCUUCUUCCUCUUCCUCCUCCUCCUCCUCCCCCUCUAGUCCAGAAAAUACCCUGCACCGGUCAUCCACUCUGUCCAGAGGAAUUUGUGAACCAGACUCUUCAAACCGAGUCCCUCUCUCUGCUGAUGCUGCCAGUCAGCCCACUACUAUCGGGCGCUUCCAGGUGUCCACAAACACCAACGCCACAUGUGGGGCAACCAAUGGAUCUAAAGUGGGACGUUUUUCCGUCACAGUCACCCCAUCUCCAGCUGCAGGCUCCGGUCCAACACAUGUCUCCAGUAUGCAGAACGGUCCCUCAUCCUCAACCUCUGAUCCUCACAACUCACACGCCCACUACAGCAGUGACAAUGACGACUCUGAGAAAGAGGAUGAAGCUCUGCACAAAGAAAUUAGCCGUCUCAGAGAAAAACACAUGACGGAGAUCCAGCUAUUGCAGACUAAACAGAAAGAGGAGGUGGAAGCCCUAUUCACACGGAUGGGAAAAGCUCCUCCUCCUUCAGUCUUCUCCCCUGCUGUGGCCAUGGCUGGAGGUCGUCGAAGGCUCAAAAGCAAAAGCCACAAAUCUGCUCGCAGUAGUGGACAGCCCAGCCCCGUACACUCAGCCUCCGCUCAGAGUCAUCACGGUUCAGGGUCCCCUCCAAAGCAAAGUUCAGCCUCGGCAACAGAGGCCUCAGAGACGGCCGCAGAGGCAUCUCAAGCAGCUAGCAUGCCGUCCAUAAAGCAGCUCAGAACCUCUCCAUCCAUGCCCAGCCUCAGCAGCUGCUCCACUGGAUCAAGCAGCUCCACAAAUGGUUCAGCCCACUGCCAAAACCACUCUGCUUCUCUGACCCAGACGACUGGACCCACUUCCUCUUCGUCUCAAACCCAGAAGGGCAAGGGCACCUUCACAGAUGACCUGCACAAACUGGUGGAUAACUGGGCGAGGGACGCCAUCAGCCUCUCUCAGUGCAAGAGAGGUCCUAAAGCUGGAGCAGCGGCACCUCUGGGACAUGAUAUCAUCCCUCCAGUCAACCAGGGCCGUAAAUUCUCAGCUCCAGGCUACCUUUGCCCAACACUUCCCACGCCUUCUACCACCACGUCCACCACGUCCACUCACCUCCCCAACCCAGCCAUUCCCUCAGUCCCCAUGGGCCCUCGAAAAGGCUCUCUGGGCCCCAACACGCAGGGGUUUGGAUACGCCUCUGCGCAGUACAGUGCAGCUCAGUGGGCAGGACCCACAGGCCCAUCCCAGGUCAGCAUGCUUAACCCCGCACAGCCACUCACGCAGUACCAGCCGCCCACCACAUCCUCAGUAUCCAUGCACCCAGGAUACCACAUGGGAACGACACCAGCCCCCCAGAAUCCAGUGGGCCCCGGAGGGUCCAACCUGAGGCCCACGUAGCCCAGUGGAAGCCCCACACAGGGCAGACAGUCGUGAACGAGAACCACUAGCUCUUUGUGCGGUAGGCUGGUCGGGCCGGCUGGAUAUUGUACUUUUUAUUUUUAUUUCAACUUUUAUUAUUAUGUGUUUUUUUUUCUGUAAGAGUGGACCUGUGCGGUUCAUGUCCUCUCAGGCAGAGCCAAAUCUGUCUUUAGAUUUAGAGGAAGAGUGCAAUACACAUCCACAGCAGCCUCACACAUAGCCUGCCAUCAGCUUUGUAGCUGAGCUGUGGCGAGUCCGUUGCUUUGUGUCCGGUGAUGUCAUUGCAAUUUUGUCAUUCCUGUGAGGAGGAGGAGGUAGGAGGGAUUGUGGGUCACAUCCUACUGGUCCUGACUUAAAGCCGCACUGGGGCUGAAGACGGUUAAACAACACUUAGACACACGUACAGACCUGACUAAAUAUUAACGGUGGGUGACGGACUUGUGAUAACAUGUUAAGUUGUUUCAGAGAGCUAUAGGGGGGAGUGUACAGAAAGUGGGAGAUAACAGCGGGACAGUUUGUCCCAGAUGGAUUAGCAAAGUGUGACUGGUUGAGUUGGGAGGAAGUCUUGGAAAGUUAGGCGGGAGUGUAAAGGACAGGGUUGCAGUUUGAAUACGUCCCUAAUAACUAUUAAGUAAAAUGCAAUAAUGGCAAAGAGUAGAUGAACUGUCCCUUGUAACUGUGGCCUUAAUCCCCAAACACAUUUGAACAUUGACGUUGUACAUAGAUAUUUCUUCACUGGGUUAUGAUUCCACAUUUAGCAUAUUUAUGUUCCUGUGAUUUUGGUGACAUUGUGACACGAGUUGCAAUCAUACAGAUUUAUUAUACCGGUUGAUUCUUCACGUCUGAUAUAUAACCAGUGGAUCUUCCACUAAAAAACGCAUUGUCCUGGUGUUGACCACCAUUCGCAGUGUGAAGCUGAGAGGAGAUGCUGCUGAGAAUCACAAUCGGGUUGAGGUUGUUUGCAGGGUGAUUUUUUGUCUUGUUUUAACACAAGAAAGAAAUUAGAAUCCAAGUUGACAUAAAACAGCAUUAGUUAGCGCAGAUACGAGUUCAGAAACUGCUCAUCAUAUAUCGUAGAAAAGAAAUGAUUUUGGUUUAUUUAAAAAGUAUUUGAGGAAGGUUUUCGUCUCUCCGAGUUGUUUACACAGAUGGUGCACAGCACACCGAUGAAGUCAUGUCGCAUUAAAUAUGUCCACUCAUACAUUUAGCCGUCACGUCAAAUCACAAUUGUCUGGGGUUCUCUUUCUGUGGUCUGUUUUUGUAUGCGUAUAUUUAAUAAAAACAAAUGUUCUUUAUGGACCUGUAUUCAGCCAUCAGAUUUUGAUGUUGUUUCACUGUAAUUAUUAUUAAAGGUUGUUAAACAACAUGUAGUUAAAGGAAUAUAAAAAGUGCAAUUGCAGGGUUGUUGUCAUUGGUAACCUACUCGCCACGCAGGAGUAAUCCUGUCGUUUAUUAAGCUCUUCUCUCUAUGACUACCCUGCCUCCCCAUCCCUUUUUUUUUUCUUUCUGUUAUUGUACAUAUGUUAAUGUGAGGGAAAUGCUUUCACGCAAUGCUCUAGAGUGUGCUUGUGGUGACCCACUCUACACGCACUCUGACCUGUAAACAUGAGGAACACAUUAGUGCCUUGCAUCCUCACUAAUGACAAGUUCCAGAUUCAUCGAGUCCUGUAGCUGUGAUUGGACGGCAGAGAAACAGUAAACUAAACCUGUACACGAUGUCACACGACAGGUGGCUUCUACACACACGGCCUGUUCAGAGGAUGUCACUCUGAAACUGUAGCCGCCGCAGGACUGCAGAACAAAGAGCACACAGCGUCAUGUGGAAGCGUUUCUGCUCGAGCCACGCUUCCCUUUGUGUUGUGUGGUCAGCUGUGUAUUUAUAUUUGGCUCCUGCGUUCAUGGAUUUGGCUGACUUGUUUUUGUGGGUUUAUCCUCAUUAAACUGUUUCAUAGGCGCACUUGUUCAGGCGGCAGACGAGCUGUACGAAGGUUUCAACGUCUUCAUGCUGGUUAAGUUUUGUCUCCGCACCUCACCAGUGCCAUGCUGUCAUUGUGACCCUUUCUCCUGCUCGUAGAUUGGAUGAAUAGUUAAACUUCUCUAGAGAAAAAAUAAGUUACUGCAAUGCAGAAUAUGCAAUGUUUAAAGUUUUAAAGGGACUGAGGGGUAAUGGAAACAUUUGCAUGCUGAUGAUGGGUCGUUACCGAUGUCAAUGUUUUUGAUAUUGGAAUAUUAGAGAUCCCUUUUUUGUUAUUAUUCUUGGCCUUCCUGAGAGUCGAUCUGUCCGACUGCCCUUCACCAAUAUCACAGGCACACCUUUUAAUAUCAAACUCUCACUUAAUGAUUUCUGCAUGCCGGCUUCCCUGGUGUUUAAUCUUACAAAUGACAACUGUACAGCACAAGGUCACAACAAAGCUCUUAUUGUCCAUCUGCUACGAUCAGUAAUUAUCACACCUCUGCAGUACUGGCACGCAGUCAUAUCUGUCUCGUCUUUAUUUCUGAUCCCUCCUUACUGACUUCCUGUGAUUCAGUGUUUGUUUUGUGUAUGUUUUUCACAUUGUACAAAAUGUAAAAACAAAUAAAAAUACUAUCAAUUAAAAACUUGCCAUGCUCAUUGGAAUAGUUUGUAAUAUCACUUUUUUCUCGAUAUAAAACAAAAAAUCCCAUUUAUUUAAGACUUCUCUACAAAUAUGAAUGAUGAAAUAAGCAUGAUUCAAAGACAACGUUAAUAAAUGUGUUUGUUUAUAUCUAACUAUAAAUAAAAUCCAGUUCAUUGA